AGUGUUUGAGGUGGAGUCCCAAAGGUUGUGUCCCAGUGCAGGCGGGCCCCCGGUUUGCAGACUCACUCGCGCCGCCGCUCGCUCUGGAGCCGUUGGGCCCCUGGCUGCAGGAUGCUGCUGCACGCGCGGAACCUGCGGCUCUGCUUCCUCGGAGCGCGAGCCUGGUCUGCCCCACGACCGCGCCGUUACCACGGAGACAAAGUGGCGACGGUCGGAUCGGAGCCCGACACCAACUCGGACCUCUUCCAGGAAAACUAUGAACGAAUGAAGGCACUAGUUACAGAACUGAAUGAGCGAGCAGAGAAAAUCAGAUUAGGGGGAGGAGAAAAAGCUCGACAGCGUCACACAUCCAGAGGGAAGUUGCUCCCUAGAGAGCGUAUCAACCAACUACUUGAUCCGGGAUCUCCAUUCCUGGAAUUUUCACAAUUUGCGGGUUUUCAACUGUAUGGCGAGGAAGAGGUACCGGCAGGAGGCAUCAUCACAGGGAUUGGAAGAGUAUCAGGGGUUGAAUGUUUAAUUGUUGCUAAUGACGCAACUGUAAAAGGGGGAUCGUACUACCCAAUCACAGUGAAGAAGCAUGUAAGAGCACAGGAGAUUGCGAGACAAAACCACCUGCCCUGUGUUUAUUUAGUGGAUUCUGGUGGUGCAAACUUACCUCGACAAGCAGAUGUUUUUCCAGAUCGUGAUCAUUUUGGGCGUAUCUUUUAUAAUCAGGCCAACAUGUCUGCAAUGGGAAUUGCACAGAUAGCUGUGGUCAUGGGUUCAUGUACAGCAGGAGGAGCAUAUGUUCCUGCCAUGGCUGAUGAAAGUAUCAUUGUGAAGAAUCAGGGGACAAUUUUCUUAGGAGGCCCACCACUGGUGAAAGCUGCAACUGGUGAAGAAGUUUCAGCUGAAGACCUUGGAGGUGCUGAUCUCCACUGCAGGAAGUCUGGUGUGACUGAUCACUAUGCCUUGGAUGAUGCUCAUGCACUUCACUUGGCACGAAAGGCCGUUCGAAAUCUCAACUAUCAGAAGAAAUUAGAUGUGACGGUGGAAACCCCAGAGGAGCCAUUGUUCCCUGCUGAUGAAUUAUAUGGGGUAGUCGGUGAUAAUCUGAAAAGAAGUGUCGACGUCAAAGAGGUUAUUGCCAGAAUAGUGGAUGGCAGUAGAUUUAAUGAAUUCAAAGCUUUUUAUGGAGACACUUUGGUUACAGGCUUUGCAAGGAUUUUUGGGUACCCAGUUGGCAUAAUCGGAAAUAAUGGAGUUCUUUUCUCAGAAUCCGCAAAGAAGGGAACCCAUUUUAUUGAGCUGUGCUGUCAGAGAAACAUCCCCCUAAUAUUUCUGCAGAACAUAACAGGUUUCAUGGUUGGUCGAGAAUAUGAAGCUGGUGGAAUAGCUAAAGAUGGGGCCAAAAUGGUGACUGCAGUUGCAUGUGCAAAUGUUCCAAAAAUUACUGUCAUUGUUGGUGGUUCCUAUGGUGCUGGAAACUAUGGGAUGUGUGGAAGAGCAUACAGUCCAAGGUUCCUGUACAUGUGGCCAAAUGCACGCAUCUCUGUGAUGGGCGGUGAGCAAGCUGCUACUGUUUUAGCUACAAUUACAAAGGACCAAAGAGCAAGGGAAGGAAAAGAGUUCUCUGUAGAAGAUGAAGCAGCUUUAAAGGAACCAAUCAUCAGGAGAUUUGAAGAAGAAGGCAGUCCAUACUACUCUAGUGCCAGACUGUGGGACGAUGGAAUAAUUGACCCUGCUGACACAAGGCUGGUAUUAGGCCUAAGUCUAAGUGCUGCUCUCAACGCACCCACAACGAAGACAAACUUUGGCAUCUUCAGGAUGUAACCAAAGCGUUUAUUUAUUCAACACAAGUAUUUCCUAACUUCUGAAGACGACAGGAGAAUGGAAUCAAAAUAUAAUACAAUCAAAAUACUGUAACCUUUGUGAAAUAAAACUUAAAAUUCCAA
Messenger RNA from Hemiscyllium ocellatum (epaulette shark), 1934 nucleotides. RefSeq names its product methylcrotonyl-CoA carboxylase subunit 2 (gene mccc2). The record is from RefSeq and is a predicted model, not a curated record. Gene Ontology annotation, molecular function: methylcrotonoyl-CoA carboxylase activity. Gene Ontology annotation, cellular component: mitochondrion; methylcrotonoyl-CoA carboxylase complex. NCBI's taxonomy places the organism in Eukaryota, Metazoa, Chordata, Chondrichthyes, Orectolobiformes, Hemiscylliidae. The coding region runs from base 112 to 1812 and encodes 566 amino acids. The transcript is spliced from 17 exons. Gene Ontology annotation, biological process: L-leucine catabolic process.